Molecule: messenger RNA, 2683 nt
Organism: Lepisosteus oculatus (spotted gar)
Lineage: Eukaryota; Metazoa; Chordata; Actinopteri; Semionotiformes; Lepisosteidae
Source: RefSeq, a predicted model, not a curated record
UAUAUGAUGCCUUACUUUUAUGAUUUUCCUGAUUUUUGUGCAUCUGAUUCGUGAGGCUGUAGUCAUGGUCAAAGAGCAAGAUCAGGUUCAGAACUGUGGUUUCCAUUCAAGAGAUUUUUUUAGAGCAAAAGGAGAGGUAAGAGCUCAGAAGCCAGACCAAUACCGGCCAGUGAGAGACGGGAAGUGAGGAUUUAAAUCAGAAGCAGGCUGGAUGAUGAUGGAUUGCUGGGGACAAUUAGUCACCUCGUGUGGCGGUGCUUAGGGUUAAUAAGCUGCUUGCGGUGCAAAGGAGCCGUAACACCAAAAGUAUUGGGACAGGAAAGUCAACACUUUAAUUUUGUUUUACAGUCUAGACAUUUGUAUUUUUGAUCACAGGAUUAAUAUUAAUUUUAAGUACAAUAUCAUAUAUUUAAUUUAUGUGUAAUUUCAUGCCAACAUUUGGGUCAAUCCAGUGAUUUCAAGUGACUGUAGUUAUGUUUAGCAUUAACACUAGUGAUGCUCUCUUGUGAUGGAGUUGAAACACAGUUAGAUAUAACCUGCCAAGCUAAUGUACAACUCAACUUUGCUGUUGUGACUUUGUGUCCUCCUCCCCCCUGUUACUGUGUUGCCCAUAUUCCCUUGCAGCUCAUCAACAAGAAGAAGUAUGGCACUCUGUGGCUGUCAGAAGUCCGUGGACACAAAGCAGUGAAUGUUGCAGAUCCACAUCUGAUCGAGCAGGUAUUAAGGAAUGAGGGGAGGUUUCCCAGCAGAGGGGACAUUAAAGAAUGGAAGGAGCAUCGUAGACUUCAGGGCCUGGAAUUUGGACCUAUUCUCAAGCAUUUCAUCUGUUGUAUUGGAUUGUCGACUGGGGUGCCUAGAGGCCAACAUUCCUAAAGAAACUCAAGAGUUUAUCAGUGCUGUUAACACUAUGUUGCAGAUGUCUGCCAUAGUCCCUGUUUUACCAGAAUGGACCAGGCCUUUUCUUCCAUUCUGGAAAAAACACAAUCAGGCCUGGGAUACCAUGUUCAAUUUUGCCAAAAGAAAAGUUGAUCAAAGGUUGGCAGGUCUUCAGACUCAGCUUGAGAGAGGGGAUCCUGUUGAAGGUGAUUACCUGACUUAUUUACUGAAGUCUCAGGAACUGACUCAGUCAGAGAUCUACAGUAGUGUCACUGACCUCCUGCUGGCUGGGGUGGAUACUACUUCUAAUACACUGACCUGGGCUCUCUACCACUUGGCAAGAGACCAAGAGUUACAGAACUCUGUCUACAGAGAGGUGUCCGGUGUCAUUCCUGGGGACCAUAUUCCUAAUGCAGUGGACCUGGAAAAAAUGCCACUGGUGAAAGCAGUUAUUAAGGAAGUGCUAAGGUUGUAUCCUGUGGUUCCUGCAAAUGGCAGAAUUCUCCAAACGGACCUUGUUCUUGGUGAAUACUAUAUACCCUCUAAGGUUUUCAUGGUUCUCUGUCACUACGCUGCUUCAGUGGAAGAAUCACAGUUUCCUGACCCUCUGGCAUUCAAACCAGAGCGAUGGAUUAAAAAGGAACAGGGGAAGAAACCACAUCCCUUUAGCUCAGUUCCUUUUGGAUAUGGAGUACGAGGUUGCUUAGGUCGUAGGAUAGCAGAGCUGGAAAUGUACCUGGCUUUAUCAAGGCUGGUUAAGAACUUUGAAAUCCAAACAAAUCCAAAAUCCAAACCUGUCAAUCCAAAGACCCGAAUUUUGAUUGUCCCAGGAGCUCCUGUCAACCUUGAAUUUCACAAUCGAAGCUCUGUGGUUUGACAUUCAGAAAGUAUGUUAACUGAAUGCCUCGAACACCAACACUAGGCAUUCUGUUUAUGGAGUACGCUUGACAUCAUUUUACAAAUCCUUUAAAAUAGUUAUGGUUUGAUAAAGGCAAUAACAUGUUAUGAUAAGAGGUAUAUAACUGUUUGUUAAACUGCUGAGUGAAAAAAUUGGCUAUUUUAUUCAGUAUUUGCAAAGGAAGGAUUCUGGUCUGACAAUAACCAGAGGUCGGUCAAAUAAAAAAGUUUGGUACCCACACAGUAAAAGCAGUACACAGCAACAUAAAGGAUCUGUGCACAUACUGUACACAUUUGUCUCACCUUACCUAACAGUUGACAAUUUCUCAGAGGUAUACUAUUUUCUGUCUUAAAUAAUAUUUUGUAAAAUGUGCUAAAGCAAUUAUGCAUGACAUUUGGAAAUGUUUGUUACAAAUAUAUACUGUACAACAGGACCAAAAUGAUGAAUAUUAAUAUAAAUUAACCAGUAAUUGUCUGUUUGCAGGUUAGGAGAAAACAAAAACAUUUCAUGUUCAUAAAGCAAUAACACUCUGCACCACUACAAAAUAGAUCUUGCAGUGCAAGGGGCUUCCAGAUGUGCUUUUUUGUAAAGCAUUUUAUAACAAUACCUGGUAAAAGUGAGUGGUAUUUAUGCAAGUGUUCUAUUUCACUCUGCCAGUUUGCUCUAGAGAUGAAGUAAACUAUAAACAGCUAUUGAGGUGAAGCAAACAGUGAUUAGAAAUUGCAUGUUGUGUCCCUAGGGCCCCAUCAUUUUCUUAUGCUCCAAAUCAUGUUCAAAGUGAGUAAUAAGAAGGAUGGGUACAGUGUAUGUGCUUAUUUACUGCUUCAUACCAUGCUUUUUAGUGCAACAUACUGUACAUCAUAACUAAGUGCCUUUUUUCUGUAAAAAUAAACAACCUUUUCAAACUCA